Coprinopsis cinerea okayama7#130 is the source of this 877-nucleotide messenger RNA. RefSeq names its product defective in Cullin neddylation protein 1. Gene Ontology annotation, biological process: protein neddylation; positive regulation of ubiquitin-protein transferase activity. The record is from RefSeq and is a predicted model, not a curated record. The transcript is spliced from 7 exons. Gene Ontology annotation, cellular component: ubiquitin ligase complex. Gene Ontology annotation, molecular function: cullin family protein binding; ubiquitin conjugating enzyme binding; ubiquitin-like protein binding. NCBI's taxonomy places the organism in Eukaryota, Fungi, Basidiomycota, Agaricomycetes, Agaricales, Psathyrellaceae. The coding region runs from base 15 to 860 and encodes 281 amino acids.
CCCCAGUUUCAGCCAUGGUCGAUAAGAAGAUGGAAGAGAAUAUCGUGCAGUUCGUUGCCGUCACUGGAGCAACGACGCGAGAUGCAAGACGGUUCCUCGAGACCUACCACCGACUAGAUGUCGCUAUGGACAACUAUUUCAACAACCCACAACAAUUUGCAAACUCCAAGUCUCGAGGCCAUGCCCAGAGCGCUGCACCGUCGACGAGCAAGUUGAACGCGCUGUUCGACAAGUACAAGGAUCCUGACGGUAAUGAGAUCAGUAUCGACGGCACUAUCAAGUUCUGCGAAGACCUUGAAAUCGAUCCGGAGGACGUGGUCAUGUUGGCUGUAGCGUACGAGCUCAAAUCACCCAGAGUUGGUGAAUGGACGAAGCAGGGAUGGGUUGAGGGUCUGAAGAGCCUUGGGGUGGAUUCGAUACAAGGGCUAAAGGCACUGCUGCCCAAACUCCGCAAUCAAUUAGGGUCAGAUCCGAAAUACUUUAAGAAAGUCUACAGCCAUACCUUUGACUUUGCGAGGAAUGAGGGCCAGCGAAGUUUAGGCCUCGAUACCGCACAGGCGUUUUGGGCUCUACUUCUGCCGCACGGUCUGGAAGGGGGAGCCCUAUCCCAUGUAGAUGAGGAUCAGGACGUAAGUAUGAAUGGUGCCGGGGGUGAAGGCUUCAAACGGGAGUACGUCGAUUGGUGGUUCGAAUUCCUACAAGCCAAAGGCGGCAAGGGCGUUAGCAAGGAUACAUGGAAUAUGCUCUUCGAUUUCGUUCGCACAAUCGACUCUCAGUUCAAGAACUACGACCCGGAAGCUGCAUGGCCUUCCACCAUCGACGACUUCGUGGAGUACGCCCGACAACGUCUCCAAUCUUAGCGCAAAUAGGGUCAUCC